Rhododendron vialii is the source of this 1763-nucleotide messenger RNA. RefSeq names its product transcription factor CYCLOIDEA-like. Gene Ontology annotation, biological process: regulation of secondary shoot formation. NCBI's taxonomy places the organism in Eukaryota, Viridiplantae, Streptophyta, Magnoliopsida, Ericales, Ericaceae. Gene Ontology annotation, molecular function: DNA-binding transcription factor activity; sequence-specific DNA binding. The record is from RefSeq and is a predicted model, not a curated record. Gene Ontology annotation, cellular component: nucleus. The coding region runs from base 570 to 1565 and encodes 331 amino acids. The transcript has 2 exons.
UGAGGAUUGAUAUCCUUAAAACACACAACCAAAUUGCACUAUCUAGAAUUGCUCUUCUCCAAUAAAUUGCCUACCUUCUUUGCCAUCUUUAUUGCCUACCUUCUUUGCCGUCUUCACCCCCCCUCUCUCUCUCUCUCUCUCUCUCUACACACACAAUCCCCAUUGCUGUCUUUCUCAAAGCUCCAGGCCUUGAUUGAGGGAGGUAAACACACACUCACUCACUCACUCACUCUCUCUCUCUCUCUCUCUCUCUCUCUCUCUCUCUCUCUCUCUCUCUCAACUACAUACCAAAUGGCACAUAAAAUACGCUAGUCAGUGUUCUAUUCGGCUGUUUUUCUCAAGCUCUAGGCCUUUACAUUGCCGAUCACACAAAAAAGCUCUAGACCUCCACAGCAUACCUACAUAAAACAACUAUAGAACUAUUUCCAGUAGAUUGAACUAUUUGGAGAGAGAAAGUACAUUAGUCAUUAUCUGGUGGGAAUCCGUCUUUCUCAACGACACAUAGAUCAACUAUUUCAAAAACCUAGCUAGGGUUUUGUUUUUUGCCGUAAAAAAAACAAUAUUUAUAAAUGUAUCCGAAUUCUUCUUACAACAUUAAUGGAAACUCUUACCCUACUCUCGACCAAUCUCUUGAUUCUCCCCCUCCUCCCCACUCUUCCUUGUUCUACAACUUCCCUUCGCCGGCCAUACCCUACGAAGACGACUUUUUGCUCCGGCAACACCUCCAUGACCUUCUCCUCCAGCACCCGGCCGCUGAGGCCGGUACUCCACCGGAAGUGCUGACGAAUUCUGUCCACAACGGCACCGACUACAUCGCGCAAUGCCAGAGCGCAGACGAGCCGGUCCUGAGAAAGAAACCCUCCAAGAAAGACAGGCACAGCAAGAUCGAGACCGCCCAGGGCCCGAGAGACCGAAGGAUGAGAUUGUCGCUCGAAGUGGCCCCCCAGUUCUUCGGUCUCCAGGACAUGCUGGGGUUCGAUAAAGCUAGUAAGACGGUCGGGUGGCUGCUGAGUAAUUCGAAGAAGGCGAUCAAAGAGCUCAAAAAAAGUGUGCCCCAGAUGACGAGAAGCUCGCCUUCUGAUUCAGAGGGCGAAGACGGGUCCGGAAUCGACGAGUCCCCGGACCGGCAGGCGAAGAUUAUCACCCCUAAGGGGAAAGCUUCGGUUUCUGUUGCCAAAGAGAAGAAGACUAAUAGGGCACUGAGGAAAUCUGCAUUUGAUCCUCUGGCUAAAGAGUCGAGGGAAAAGGCAAGAGCUAGGGCUAGGGAGAGGACAAGAGAAAAGAGAUCAAGGGUUCAAUUCAACGAACCAAAUGCAUCCAAUUCAGAAUCAAUCAAUCAUGAGGGGAACACAUCAGGGUCUUGGAAUGCCUUUGAAAACGGCAACGAAUCGGGUCGACUGAGUCGUAACGUGAAUCCAUCGCUGGAGUACGAAGAGCCGAGCUCAUCGAUCAAUAUCUUCAGCUACGAUCCGAAAGACCCAAGAGUUUCUCAAGAGAAUCAGUUCACAGACUACCAAGUAUAUGGGAAACCGUGGGAGAAUUACAGCAACAUAAGUCCAUUCUAAAGGUAGGAUUAUUGAUGCUUGCUGUUUUUAUUUGGUGCUUUGAUCAGUAGAAGAAGCCUAAUUUAAUUUAGAACAAGACUAAUUAAUUCUCUCUCUUGUCUCUCUCACUCUCUCUCUACUGUGAAUUUCAUCAAUUGUUGCUAUGUAUCCUCCAUUGUUGUACUACAAACACUCCUAUGGAAAACCUUGUUUUGGGAA